Guillardia theta CCMP2712 is the source of this 1605-nucleotide messenger RNA. RefSeq lists its product as hypothetical. The record is from RefSeq and is a predicted model, not a curated record. The transcript is spliced from 8 exons. Gene Ontology annotation, molecular function: protein disulfide isomerase activity. Gene Ontology annotation, cellular component: endoplasmic reticulum. Gene Ontology annotation, biological process: protein folding; response to endoplasmic reticulum stress. Lineage: Eukaryota; Cryptophyceae; Pyrenomonadales; Geminigeraceae. Bases 10 to 1509 code for a protein of 499 amino acids.
UCCUCUGCCAUGCGCGCGCUGCUGAUCUUGCUGGUGGUGGGGUUGGUUGGGGUGAGCAGGGGACAAGAAGACGUGGACGAGCGAGACGUCAUCGACUUGACUCCCUCCAACUUCGACCAGACCAUCGCCAAGUACCCCAACAUCCUCGUCGAAUUCUACGCGCCGUGGUGCGGACACUGCAAGCAGCUGAAGCCGCAUUAUGCGAAGGCGGCAACUAAGCUCAAGAAAGAACACCCAGAGGUUGCUCUGGCCAAGGUUGAUGCUGACGCGCACAAGGAACUCGGCACAAAGUUCGGAGUGCGCGGUUUCCCCACAUUGAAGUGGUUUGUCAACGGUGAGCCAACCGACUACGAGGGAGGUAGAACAGAUGAUGCCAUCGUGACGUGGAUCAAGAAGCGCAUGGGACCAGCAGCAGUGCAACUGAACGAGACCUCACAUCUUGAUGACUUCAAGAACAAAGCCGAGGUGGUGGUUGUCGGGUUUUUGAACUCGAAGGAAGGAGAUGCUUGGAAAGAGUUCGAGAAGGUUGCAAAGAAGAUGGACGAUGUUGAAUUCGGAGUAUCACAUGAGAAAAGCGUGCACGAACAUGCAAAGCAGAAGGGUGGAGAUGUGGUAUUGUACAAGAAGUUUAGCGGAGAUGCUGAGCACGAAGCUGUCGUGUACAGUGGUGCUAUGAAUGCAGCCGACAUUGAAAGCUGGAUUGGAAUACAUCAGUUGCCUUUUGUCGUUGAAUUUUCUGCUGCAACUUCUGGCAAGAUCUUUGGAAGCCCGAUCAAGUCGCAAGUUCUUCUCUUUUGCGACGUUGGAUCUUCAUCUUGCGAAGAAGCAAUCAAGACUUUCAAGGAAAAUGCUAAGGCGAACUAUGGAAAGAUUAUUGCAGUUCUGGUCAGAAACGAGAACGACAAUGUCUUGAACUACUUCGGAGUAGACAAAGAGGAGACUCCUUGCGUGUUUAUCGCCAAGAGUCCUUCACCAGGCGAGAAAGGAAUGUCCAAGUAUAAGGGUCCAACCAAGGAUACCUUGACGAAAGAUGGAGAACUAGCGAAGUUCUUGAGCAGUUAUCUCAACGGAGAGUUGAAGCCGCACAGGAAGUCCGAGAAGCUUCCCGCUAACGUGGUUGAUGAGCAUGGAGUGACUACUCUCGUCGGGGCCAACUUUGAUGAGAUUGUCAUGGAUCCCUCUAAGGACGUGCUUGUCGAAUUUUAUGCCCCCUGGUGCGGUCAUUGCAAACAACUGGCACCCAUCUAUGAUAAGCUCGGCAAAGAGUUUCAAGAUAUCGACAGUGUCGUGAUUGCAAAGAUGGAUGCAACAGCAAACGAUCCUCCAUCGAAUAUCGACGUGCAGGGAUUCCCAACUAUAAAGUUCUUCAAAGCCACUGAUAAAACCUCAAUGGAUUACAACGGCGAUAGGACUGUGAAGGGAUUCCGAAAAUUUAUCAAGCAGAAUGCCGGUACCAACUUCGAGCUUAAGAAGAAGGGAAAGAAGAAGGCAGCUGAGAAGGAGCUCUAGAGUUGGACGAUGGUGGUUUUGUAGUAUGCACACUUUAUAAGGUGAGAGCAUGACCACAAAUUGUGGUGUCCAAAUUUAUUGAAAGAAAGAAAAAGG